UUGUGCCCGCUAAGCGUUUGCUUUUGCGUUAUUUUUUCAUUUAUCUUUUGGAAAAUAAACAAUAAAUUAAUUAAUUCAAUUCAAUCGUAAAAAGUAAUGUAAUCGCAGUGUAAAAGUAACAAAAUGGCAAGUAAAUAUCAGCAGGGAUCUAAUAUAAUCGCGCAAAAUCAGCUAGUGCAAUGGAUAAACGAGGCAGGAAUGUCAGAGGGCAAAAAAAAGGCGAAUCUUCUUAGAAAAAUCAUUGAGGUUCUGCUGCAUCAGGUGCCCCAAAUGGUGCCAAUCUACAUGGAUAACAUUUUAAGUUAUAUCAGCGAUAAGACUACUGAGGUUAAAAAACUGGUUGUUGGUUUCAUUGAGGAGCUGAGCAAGUCUCAUCAGAGCCUUCUACCUAAAAUUAUUACACAGCUGCAACUAUUAGUGAUUGACCCUGUCGUCGCUGUACAGAAGAGGGCGAUCCAGGCGGCGAGCUUAGUGUACAGAAAUGUACUGUUAUGGAUUUAUGACGGCACUGCUAGUAUAUCGGACAUGCAGUAUGUGUGGGAACAGCUUGCCAAGCUGAAGCUCCUGAUAUUGAACUUGAUUGAUAGUGAAAAUGAGGGUAUUCGAACAUUUUCGAUAAAGUUUCUUGAAGAGAUGGUCGUAUUACAAAGUACCAAUCCCACCACGGAUACAGAAGAUGAAUUCAGUCUUGAUCGUUUGCCAGCAAAUCUACCAUUCGUCAAAAGGACUGCUAUGGAAGAGGAGUCAGAGCACAUAUUCAAGCUGCUACUAAAAUUUCACAACUCCCAGCACAUAUCAAGCGUAAACCUCAUGGCUUGUAUGACUACUUUAUGUAUAGUCGCAAAAAUGAGACCCAAUUAUUUAGCAAGCGUUAUCCAAGCUUUGGGAGAUCUCCAUACAACACUACCGCCUACUUUGUCCCAAUCCCAGGUUAAUUCUGUGCGGAAACAUUUAAAGAUGCAGCUGUUAAUACUGAUCAAACAUCCAGCCGCUGGCGAUUUGAUGCCACAGCUGACCCAACUACUGCUAGAUAUAGGAAUGACUCCCCAAGAAAUAAACAAAACUUUACCAAAAGAAAGGAGGAAUAAAAGACUGGGAGAGAUAAAAAAUGGUGACACGCCAGCAAAACGUUAUAGAAUAGAUUCUCCGCAAAGUGCUACUGGAAGUGACAGUAACAGCAACAGUCGAAGUGAUUUCAACAUAUUUGACGAAGAUAGCAACCAGCAAACUUUGCCAAUUGUAAUAACUAAAGCGUCUGUAACAGAAGACUCAUUAUUCGAGGGACUCAAUAACGUCGAUAAUGUUGUUAACCUAGUUAUGGCGACUCUAUUAAAUAAUUUACCAAGCAAUAUGUCAGAUGGUUUUAUAACUGAAUACAAGCCCAUACCUAAUUCUGGAUCUAAAGUUCAGAAACGUAGUCUGGCGAAAAUGAUGCUUGCGUUAAUAAACGACGACCAACAACCGGCAAAUACUAGUAGCAACGUUAUUCCACCCAUAUUUGACGCCGAAGCCAAAAUACCUUUACUAAUAGAUGACGAUGAAAAGUUAACUCUUAAAAACGCAGUAGCCAAACUCCAAGAAUCUACAAAAGCGGAUAAGCUAAUGGAGAACGCAGUGACAAAACUUAUGGAAGAAACUAGACAGGAACAUAUCAAAGAGGAAGAGAGAAAGACAAAAGAAAAAGAAAAGUUGAUUCCGCCUCCCACACCAACAGUUCCUAAGCUAAAACAAAAAGUUAAGCUGCUAAAACUGCAAGAACUAACUCGUCCUAUACCUAAAGAAAUAAAAGAAAAGUUGAUCUUACAAGCUGUUGAAAGGAUUUUGAGGGCAGAGAAGGAAAGUAUAAUAGGUGGUGCAGUUCAGAUCCGUUCGAAAUUCAUUACGAUUUUCGCAUCAAGCUAUACUCCGGAAAUAAGGGAAUUAGUACUCAAUUAUAUAUUGGAGGAACCGCUCAAUAGGAUUGAUUUGGCUCUAUCCUGGUUGUAUGAGGAGUAUGCGUUCAUGCAAGGGUUUAACAGACACCCGGCAACGCUACAGCCAAAAUUACACGACAAACACGAUGAGAAUUACAAUCAACUGCUAUGCGCUUUGAUAACGCAAGUCUCAGAAAGGGGUGAUCCGAUAAUAGAAGCCAGCAAGGAUGUUCUGUUAAGGAAGAUUUACUUGGAAGCGCCCGCAGUUACUGAUGAGGCGGUUGAAUAUUUGAAGCAUUUAGUCUCCGACGAGAAGUUGGCUUUCCUUGCACUGGAAAUUUUAGAGGAGCUGUGUAUUAUGAGACCUCCCAGAGCACAUAAAUUCGUAGCCGCUUUGGUCUCUCAUGUCUUGAGUGAGAACGAUGAGAUACGCGAUCUGGCUCUCAAAACCACCAUCAAAAUAUACAAGAGGAGCACGGAAGCUACGAAAAAAGUCAUAAAGAAACACGCUCUAUUGUACCUCGGAUUUAUUUCACUGUCCACACCGCCGCAGGAGCUGUUCGGGAACAGACACGUUAACAGAAUAUGGACAGAUGACCUUUAUAAGAUGUGCCUAAACCUUGUAAUGGCGUUGUUUUCGGAGAAAGAAGAAAUAAUAAUCGAAAUAGCGCGCGUAUAUGGAUGCGCAGACGCAGAAGCCAAGCGCUGUGUGCUACGCCAGCUAGAAGGGCCAUUAAAGGCUGCACUAAACAAGCCGGUACCGUCCGACCCAGAAGAUAUAAGCGACCCGAAACCCGGACAGCUCCGGCCCGCUUUCGAAGCGCUAUUGGAAGAAUGUCCGCGCGGGGCGGAAACUUUGCUGACCAAGCUUGUCCAUAUUCUGACAGAAAAGGCCCCUCCCACCCCGGAGUUGGUGUCUAGAGUGCGCGAGUUGUACACAACGCGUGUGUCAGACGUGCGUUUCCUCGUGCCAGUGCUCAAUGGAUUGUCCAAGAAAGAAGUAUUUGCUGCUUUACCGAAAUUGAUAAAACUCAACCCACCGGUAGUAAAAGAAGUUUUCAAUAAACUCCUCGGUUUGCAGAGUGCAAGCGACGAACAGUGUCCAGUAACUCCCGAAGAGUUGCUGGUAGCCCUCCACCUGAUCGACCCCAGCAAGGCGGAUUUGAAGUACAUCAUAAAGGCGACUGCCCUGUGCUUUGCCGUCAAACACAUCUACACCCAAGACGUGUUAUCAGCUGUGCUCCAGAGGUUAGCUGAAGAGACCGAGAUUCCGGUUUUGAUGAUGCGAACCGUACUUCAAGCACUCACUCUGUACCCCGCCCUGGGACCACUAGCACUCAAUAUACUUCAGCUGUUGAUUGAGAGAGAGGUGUGGAACAACAAAGUAGCCUGGGAGGGAUGGGUGAAGUGCUGCGAGCGUCUUGGUAGUAGCGCGGUGCCGGUGUUGGCUGAGCUACCACUCCGGGCCCUCGCCCUCCUACCACCGCACCUCGCCACACUGUGUCCACAGGCGCCGUCGUACACACAAAACGCUAUGGAGCCCGUGCCACCGGGGAUGGAAUAAUGGAAUAUGUAUUAAUAAAAACAACAAUAGCUAAUCAAAUGUACUUUUAUUAUAAAACUUCCGACAUAAACUAUUGUUAACACAUUUAUGAGUUACGCAACUAUUUGUGACUUAUUGCCCAUUUAAUCGGAACGUAGGAAUCGCCUAAAUCGAAAGCCUACAGAAAACAUCAUUAUGCUCUCAAAGGUGUGUGAAGUCCACCAAUCCGCACUAAGUCAGCGUGGUGGACUACGGCAUGAAGCCCUUCUCAUUGUAGGAAGAGACCCG
This is a messenger RNA of Pararge aegeria (speckled wood butterfly), 3744 nucleotides long. RefSeq names its product symplekin (gene Sym). Gene Ontology annotation, cellular component: mRNA cleavage and polyadenylation specificity factor complex. Lineage: Eukaryota; Metazoa; Arthropoda; Insecta; Lepidoptera; Nymphalidae. The coding region runs from base 124 to 3477 and encodes 1117 amino acids. The record is from RefSeq and is a predicted model, not a curated record. The transcript has 13 exons.